This is a messenger RNA of Protopterus annectens (West African lungfish), 787 nucleotides long. RefSeq names its product cystatin-like. The coding region runs from base 1 to 480 and encodes 159 amino acids. The record is from RefSeq and is a predicted model, not a curated record. The transcript is spliced from 3 exons. NCBI's taxonomy places the organism in Eukaryota, Metazoa, Chordata, Ceratodontiformes, Protopteridae. Gene Ontology annotation, molecular function: cysteine-type endopeptidase inhibitor activity.
AUGGUUAUUGUUUGUAAGGUUAUUGUUUUGUCGGUUCUGUUCUUCUCAACAGCUGAUUUGUUUCCAAUAGAUGAGUGGUCUUACUCUAACAAUGAUGGAAAUCAGUUUGAGCCUGACUCAGCAGUGACAGUGAUACCUCAGACAACGUUAAUUUUCUAUGACACCUAUGAAGACAUAUAUGGAGACAUAUUUAUUUUUGGUGAACCAGCUGAUAUGACAAGUGAAGAUGUUAAAGAAAAGGCAGACUUUGCUGUACAUGAAUAUGGUGCAGUUUCUUCUGACUCCUGCACAUAUACACUGGCUAAGAUAAACUCUGCAGUAAAACAGGAGGUAGAAGCUGUAAGAUAUGGUUUGGAUGUCGAUGUUAAACAGAUCUGCAAGGAAGAUGAGCAGGUAGUCACAUGUAAAUUUGAAGUGAUAGCUGACAAUUAUUAUUACAAUGAUUCAUUGGCAAAACAUAGCUGCGCUAAGUCAAACUGAAAAAAAAUGAUCUACUACUGAAAACUCUCCAUACAUCCGAAACAGAAAUCUUCUUUUGGAGACAGCAUUUCACAAAACAAGGCAUCAAGUUUCCUAUCUUCAGAUUUUGUGAUUUUGAAAUUUAUUAUUGUAAUUUUCUACUUUUUUAACACUUAUCUAAAAAUCACUGACUGUGCUACAAAUGCUUGCUGUUUCUUUUAGGCCAAAGAUUCUUCUAUGAAAAAUGAAUGUCCUCAAUUAAAAGCCUUAUAUCAUUCUUAAAUGUGAUUGUUUCUUUAAAUAUUCCUGAGAAUAAAGAUCACAUCAU